This is a messenger RNA of Amoebophrya sp. A25, 946 nucleotides long. Lineage: Eukaryota; Dinophyceae; Syndiniales; Amoebophryaceae. The record is from the annotation of a GenBank genome assembly.
GGACAGCCAACAUUGUCACUUCCAAUCGAAAGCCAUCGCUCUGAUGCAGAUGAGAUAAAUGCAAAACGAAGAAGAGCGUCGUCCUAAUUCCAGGAUGGUACCGAAGGAGGGCGCGUAGAUAUUAAUAAAGUAGACUACUCGCUAUUUACCAACCCUUUCUUCAAGAAGCUCAAGCAGCAGGCUGAAAACGCUAGGUCGGUGGUCGCGGGUAGCUCAUCUUCAUCAAAAGCAGUGCCAAAACAUUUCAUCCAGUGCAAAGCCGCGUCCUACCAAGUUUUCACGAAACCCGAGAUUUUGCAAGAUGUAGAAGAAUCCAUAGGGAAACCGACACUAGCUCAGCACCAGUCUCGACCCGUUUCCCCCUCAUCCAUCUCCGAAGUCAGCUCGCAAUUCUUUAUGUCUUCCACCGAAUCAGAAAAAAAAACUGGUCCAAGGCGCAGUGAACAGCUGGAAGCCAGUACUCGAGACCGAUGCAGCUCGCGAUUAUGGCGCAGGUCCUACACUGCCAGACUACUUCACACCAACCAUCACAAAAAGCAAAACUUCGCUUCCCGAAGAAAUAAACGCCGAAGCUACGCGACUGGCGUCAUGGCUUAUUGCGGAAGAACAUAGUCUCAGGACGAAAAACGCAGAAUUAUUCAGCAAAAUGCCUCCUCACCUUAAAGUCGUUUACGAUGGCAAGAACUUCGCACUCGCUCACCGGCUACUAGAACUAGCAGUAUCUAUCGCCAGGGGUUGCGACGCCCUGGUCGACAAGAAUGCUGAAUUCAUUCUCUCAUGGAAGCGCAAAAUGAUUAAUGGCAUUUCCAUGGAUAAAGAGGUGGAACCAUGUGGCUUCUGGAGGAUGCUGGACUCGGACGAAGUCGAGGCGAAACGCGCAAUCGCUGAAGAGGCAGCCAGAAGAUCGCGUAUGCCUCCAGACCACAAUCACUGGGCACCAGAGGAG